AUGGGAGGAGAACGCGCGGGGCAUGCUGGGAUGAUGGAGAAUUUCUCUGCUCUCUUCGGAGGGGCCGAGCCGCCAGCUCCCGCCGCGGCUACCGCGCUGGGCUUCGGGCCGGGGAAGCCGGGGGGUCCCGGCGCCGGGCCACCCCCCGCAGCCGCCACCCCCCAGACCGCGGAGGACGCCGCCCGGAAGGCCGCGGCCGCCAGCGGCCCCUUCUACCUGAUGCGGGAGCUACCAGGCAACAUGGAACUGACGGGCAGCACCAACCUGAUCACACACUACAACCUGGAACACUCUUAUAACAAAUUCUGUGGCAAGAAGGUGAAGGAGAAGCUGAGCAACUUCCUGCCUGACCUGCCAGGGAUGAUCGACUUGCCAGGCUCGCAUGACAACAGCAGCCUGCGCUCCCUUAUUGAAAAGCCACCCAUCUGCAGCAGCUCCUUCAACCCCAUCACUGGCACCAUGUUGACUGGCUUCCGCCUGCAUGCUGGGCCGUUGCCAGAACAAUGUCGCUUGAUGCAUAUCCAGCCACCCAAGAAGAAAAAUAAACACAAGCACAAGCAGAGCCGCACCCAGGAUCCUGUUCCCCCAGAUCUGUGGCUCUCUUUGCAGAAACCCCCUCAGACUCCGACCACAAGAAGAAGAAGAAGAAAAAGGAGGAGGAUCCGGAGCGGAAGAGGAAGAAGAAAGAGAAGAAGAAAAAGAAGAACCGGCACAGCCCAGAGCACCCAGGCGUGGGCAGCUCCCAAGCCAGCAGCAGCAGCAGCCUCCGGUGAGGCACUGAAUCUGACCGUGGCACUGGGAUCACUCCAGGGAGACACCCAUCAUCGACUUGCUGAGCGCUGGGGCGAGCGACGCUGGAGGCGACAUUAGGAACUACCCCAGAGCAGCUCGCAGGGGGGAACUGGGCUGCCCCACCGGGGGCCCCAGUGUGUACAGAUAUCCCAGGGCAUCAGCCUGGUGGGAGCACAGACUCAGCUGGAGAGGGGGGCACUGGCUGCUGCCUUUAAGGCUUGCGCAUCCCUUUUAUACCAAAUAAUCCUCUCAGUACCAGAGGCUCUUUUUUUAUUCGCGUUUUAAUUAAAUCUCUGCUUGGAGGAGA
This is a messenger RNA of Dermochelys coriacea (leatherback sea turtle), 1099 nucleotides long. RefSeq names its product mediator complex subunit 19 (gene MED19). The transcript has 5 exons. NCBI's taxonomy places the organism in Eukaryota, Metazoa, Chordata, Testudines, Dermochelyidae. Bases 1 to 870 code for a protein of 289 amino acids. Gene Ontology annotation, biological process: positive regulation of transcription by RNA polymerase II. The record is from RefSeq and is a predicted model, not a curated record. Gene Ontology annotation, molecular function: transcription factor binding; transcription coregulator activity. Gene Ontology annotation, cellular component: mediator complex.